CACAUCGAUUCCACGCAGAAACUGACGAAAACUCAUCACAGGAAUUCCGUGCGUGCGGCACAGUCAAGCAAGAUCGUCGCUUACAACCUGAUGCGGUGUCUCGAUCCGGAUACUCUGAGUCAUGAAAAGCAGCCCGCCUUCCCAAAUCGACGCCGCUUGGUCAAAUCACAGACGUCAAGAUCUCGCAAAGAAGAUAUUGUGUCAAGCUGAUGUCGGCAGAGUUUAAGAUUGCAUGCUGCCAGUUUCCAGAAAUUCGUCACUUCAUCUUCGCAUGUGCCCAUCGACCACAUACCACGAUCUUGCCAAGAUGGCAGUCGUUGUAGACAAUGGCGUCGUGCGAGAAGCAGAUCAUAAGGCACUCGCCAAAUACUUCCUAUCCAUAUUGGCUGCCGAGCCGCAGAGUUCAGCAGCCAUCUCCAAACAUCUGCUGGCAUCGGUCGAGGGGGAGGCUAUUCCACCGCGAAUCUUUGCCAUCUGGCUGUCCGUCUGUACCGAGCCCCACGGCGCAGUCGAUACCUUCCAGUCAACGUCAGUCGACGUUCGCAAGCUUGGCAUCGUGCAUAUCGGCAAAUGGAUCCGCUCAGAACGUUUCUCCGACUUGUGGACAGCGCUUGGAGAGACGCACGGUGUCUUGCAACUCAUGGCCAAGCUAUCCAUUGCCGAAGUCAAAUCCCUAUGCUUGGCCUUCGCAAGAGCACACAAUCUUGCUGCCGAAGAAGUCCAUCGAGACAAAAUGUCCGAGCUUUUGAUAUCGCUGGCCUCGGACUACUUCCCAGAGGCGAAAUUCCGCAAUCCCGAUUCACGACCAAUAGUCAAGCUGUACGAGCCUAUCCUGCUCGUAUGCCACACUCAAACGGCUUUUGCUUGGUCCAAAAACCCGGCCCUAUCAUUCGUGCCGCUUAGUGAGCGUGUCAAGAAUCGCCUUGAGAUCGAGAAGGUGUUGAAGGGUGCCUCGGAAAUACCCCAGGACAGCUCUGAAGUCCGCAACAAACGAUAUCCUCCUCUACGGGACGACUGGGAGGUCUCAAAGCGACGAGAUGGGCCUUACCGUAAAGUCUCCGAUCCGAUGUUGCUGGUGAUACAACAGCUCUGGAGACGCCAAGUCGAAACCGGCGAAAAAGAAUCCGACCGGGAAAAACGACGAUUCGAUCUAGGAAGUGCUACAGCAUUAGUGCGCCGUUUGUGGCGAAAAAGAUGCCCGAAAUCUCUCAUUCUGGACAUACUUACCAUGAUCAAGGGGUACCCGGAUACUGUCUGCUAUGAUCUUGGUUCCAAAAGUCUAAUCUCUUUUGUGGUACGGCUUUGGGCCCGCGAGUAUGACGCUGAAUACAAGCAGCACCUUACUUCCUUCUUGGGACGGACCAAUCAGUACUCCACGACCAUGGCUAGCUUUGUACCAAUCCUCGAAUUAGUGGACAUCAAGAAGCGAGAGGAGCUCCUUAGGUUGCUGCUGCUCCAUUUACCAGCGUUCAAGAUCGACGUCAAUGAUGAUCUGCAGGUCAAGCGCUGUGAAACUCCUUGGCCGAAAGAGCUCUUUUUCACUCUGGAACCAGAACAUGCCACUCGACUGCUGGAGCGCGUCGCCAAGCUCAGGGCGGACAAAGCUUUUCUCGCUUGGAACUUCAGUCGUGGUAAAAAGUCGAUUCUGGAUCUAGAUCAACGAAAUGAUCUGACGUUCAUUUUCACCGCUAUUUCUACGGACAAAGAGUGGGUAGAGACGACUGCGAGUGAGCUUGUUCGUCAGUGUCAGAUGGAGUCACAGAAAAGCCGAGAUCAGCCUGAACGGGCCUUUUGGGCUCAGAGAGCUCUAGCUGCUGCGGUUGCAUCUGGCAGUGGCACAAAGUAUAUUGAGACUUUGAUCUGGGCUCGUCGCUUCACGAGAGAUCCUCUGACAGUGAAGACACUAUACGACCGUUCUGUGAUAUUGACCGACGAAUGUUUAGACCUUGUAUGUGGGAUACCCAAAGAAGUUUCCUCGAAGACCAUCGAAGAGAUUGUAUCCACCCUCGAGCUUGGAGACCAGAUUGCAACGACCUUGGUAGAGACUGCCUGUCUGGCUGUUCCCGAGCCCAGCUUCCAGCAUUGGGAUUGGAACAAUGUGCGAGAUAGCUUCCCGAAGGCCGUCGAACGCAGGCUUCAUAGAGUGACGAAAUUACAGCGAGCUCUGGGUCUGAGCGACGAAACUGCAUUCGAGCGCUUAUUGAGCGGCACAGUCGAGACACUCCUCAAGUUCGAGCGAUUAUCACACACGGAAGAGAACAAGAAGCUCAAUUGGACCAAACCUGGUGGUCCAUUCUUUUAUAUCAAUUCUCGCUUAGACGGUUCCCUCGAGCCCUCACCAGCCCUCACCAAAUUCGUGGACACGUAUGUGAGAGCACGCGAUGAGUUGUGGGCAGAUAUUAGGCGACAAACUCAUCCCGCCGUUUUGACGAUUCCACCGCCAUUUCCUCGCGGUCUUCCCCUCCAAGUACUAUUUCCUCUACAUGAUAAUACGUGGAGUUUUCAGGCGCCGUACUUACUUUCCAGGGCGACAGAUAUUGUGUUUUGUAAUGCACUGGCCCAUAAGGAGGUUCCGUCGUCCAAGGAGAUCCGGGCAGCCAUCGGUGGUCACAUUGACAGUUUUGAGGCGGCUCUCAUGGUAUUCGGACGUUGCUAUCCGAAGGGCCAGGAACGUGAGGCGAAUGUUCAACGUGCGUGGAAGUAUGUCACGGGCACAUUGUCUCGCGGGAUUCUGGAGUCCUGGGAUGCUCAAAAGUUUUGGUAUGAUAUGUUCUCUGGGCUCCAUAUUUCUCCGGUGCUGGAAGAUCAAGAAUAUCGGACCCCAACGUUUCCGCUCGUGGACGAGCCAGAUGUGCCAACGGAAUGGAACCCCGAUCCAACAGGAACCGUCGAAGUCGAGGACGAACCAAAAGCAGCCGUGACAGUCCUGGACUGUCUUUUGGCCCAGAAUACUUGGCCUUCCCAUCAUUUAGAUGAGGAUUUCGGUGUCAGACCAUCACAGCUUCGAGCACCACAUGAGGUUUAUACCUUCUGGACCACAUCCGUCCCUGGAAUCACCAAUCCUAAGAUGCCUCCAGCAUCUAAAACCGCGAUCAUAGCCGCUGCGCUUCUCUUCUUGUCCGAGAGCAUCGUGGCCAGUGCAAAGGUGUUGAACAAACCCUUUCCGACGUCUUCAGAUGCACGCUUCCCUGCGCUUUUUCUCGACAAUGAUUUCUUGGAGCACUCAAACCCUCAGAUACAGUCCGCUUACCGAGCGCUACUCUUGCACAUCUCAGAAGUACCUACUGAGCCUCUCCGCGCGAUUGUGGAGUCUUUUGAGACUGCGCUGGCUGAUCCGAAAGCGAGGUCGAAACUAAGCGAAAUGUACCUGCUCUUCAAUCUCACAGCUGACAGCCACAUGCCCUGGAAAUUUGUGGAUCUACACUUGCGUCUCAUUUUGGAUCGGCCGGACGAUAGCUCCUGGCAUCGCCAAUUACUUACGCCACGACUGCUUGACAGGCUUCCCGCUGCACAGGCUGAGCAGGUUAUUACUGACAUUGGGCGUGGCAUCGAAGAACGACUCGGAGAAAAGGGGUCCGUCAAGAUUACGACUCUCAAGCAAUUUUCCAUCAUGAUUGCCAGUUCGCGUCAUGUCAACCAUACCGUCUCAGUGCAGACUCUGUUGACAUUGCUGGCGAAGUGUAGUCAUGUCGAUGUGCAAGCCGUCAUCGUACAAGGUCUUAUCGCUAUAUUCAAAACCUCCGCUGAAACCGUUAAGUCGGACAUUGUAACGAGCCUCAAAGGCGAUGCUGUGGAGCUAGCAGCAAGCAUCGACGUUCACAAGAUCAUCCGUGAAGAAGAUUGGGUCAAGGCUGAAGCUGAAGGAAUAGCCCCUGAACCUUCCUCGGACGAGUCGCCAAUAGCUACUGCUUUCUUGGAUCUCGCCCGCUCCACUGAUCUCUCCGAGGCAGAACGAUCUUGGAUCACCACCGAGCUCUUGUUGCCCACGAUCCAGAAAUCAAGAUCUAACAUGAUUCGUUGGAUGUAUAUCUUCCAUGCUCAGCGCAACGUCACUCUACCUGAUGCCCUCGUAGAUGCCGCGAUAGAUCACGAGCUGAUGGUAAAGCUCCUCAAUAAAGACCUCAGAAUUAUGACAAAAGAUCUACUGGACGACUAUUUCGCAUUUACGCAUGCUCGACACGAUCACGCUGAACUGCUGCGCAAGACACGUGACGAACUUCGGAGUGUGAACCAAUCCGGUCCUUCGAACGCUUUCAAGUUCUGGCAGACCAUCUGGGGUGAGCCUGGCCGACACGAUCUUUCCGACCCCUUGCUACCACGACUGCUCAUGACUCGUUGGCCCACGCUGUCCGAUCAAGGGAUCGCGCGUGACCAAGUUCAGAGGAUCGUGCUCGAAACGAUAGAGAAGCUGAUCAUGUAUAAUCAGCCACAGACUUCGCUCAUCACCAGAUACCUCUCGCCUUUCAGAUUCGACCCACGCCGAGACAAGGAUACCACCCCUCUCUGGCAAGUCUAUGCGCGUCCGAUUUUGCAGCGAGUGAUCUCAAGAGUCGCUGAGCUCCGUACUCCGGUGUGGCAGCGCAAUCCGAUCAGAAAGCCAAAGUUCCUGCCAGACUGCUUGACAUUUGAGCUGUGGCUUUUGAAAUAUCCAGGCCUCGGCGAUCCAAUCGAUGACUUGGUCUCGCAGCUGUUCACCGUCACAGACCGCAUCGUUAACGACUGUCAGCCAUACUACGGUAGAUUCGAACUGAUGAGGAGAACAGUUGAAUCGUCCAUCCUAUCAAACAAUGUGUCAUUGCACACCGCGCUCGCGAUCAGCUCGAGGAUUGAUUGGAAAGGCGCAACGUUCCGGCUGGCCGAUGUCCUGCUCAUAGAUCUGGCCCGGUCAUUGCAGCAGACCGGGCGGCGAAGUAUGAACGAUGUCGAAAAAGGGGACGUGGCCGAGAUGAUCUCCCUGUGGGAAGAAUGUAACAAUGAAGCGAUUCGAGGUAUCGCCUACCAGGCCAGGUGCCCGUCGGAUUUGUUUGAUUAGACGAAAGCGGGUACUGCAAUAUGCUUAUGAACCUAAAUCAUUCACUGGCAAAGCCUGCUGACAGGAGCCCCGAGUGUACGAACGUAUAGCGAAUUGAAAUGAUGUUGCAUAUCACAAUGC
Messenger RNA from Dissoconium aciculare CBS 342.82, 5152 nucleotides. RefSeq lists its product as uncharacterized. The record is from RefSeq and is a predicted model, not a curated record. The transcript has a single exon. Bases 308 to 5032 code for a protein of 1574 amino acids. Lineage: Eukaryota; Fungi; Ascomycota; Dothideomycetes; Mycosphaerellales; Dissoconiaceae.